AUGUCUGGUUUUGACGAUCCUGGAGUGUACUACAGUGACAACUUCGGCGGAGGAGAUGGACCGGGUGUGGAUGAAGGCGGACAAAAAAGGAUCCACAUCAAAAAGCGCUUUCGAGAGUUUCUCAGACAGUUCAGGGUUGGGACGGACCGAACUGGAUUCACAUACAAAUACAGAGAUGAGCUGAAGCGCCACUACACUCUGGGGGAGUUUUGGGUAGAGGUGGAGAUGGAGGACUUGGCCAGUUUUGACGAAGAUCUGUCAGACUGUCUCUACAAACUGCCCACUGAGAACCUGCCUCUGCUUGAGGAGGCCGCAAAAGAGGUGGCAGAUGAAGUUACCCGCCCUCGUCCUGUGGGAGAGGAGACUGUAGAGGACAUCCAGGUCAUGCUCAAGAGUGACGCCCACCACGCAUCCAUUCGGAACCUCAAGUCUGAGCAGGUGUCCCGUCUGGUGAAAGUCCACGGCAUUAUCAUAUCUGCCACACCAGUGAAGGCCAAGGCCACUAAAGUGUGUCUGCAGUGUCGAGGCUGCCGUGGUGUGCUCAGUAAUAUCCCCCUGCCCCCGGGUCUGCAGGGAUACGCUCUACCCCGCAAGUGCAACACGGAAAACGUGGGCAGAGUAAAGUGCCCUAUGGACCCAUACUUCAUCAUUCCAGACCGAUGCGUCUGCGUUGACUUCCAGACUCUACGACUACAAGAGUCUCCAGACGCUGUUCCCCACGGAGAGAUGCCCAGACAUCUGCAGCUCUACUGUGACAGGUACCUGUGUGAUAAAGUGGUACCAGGAAACAGAGUGACCAUUCUAGGAAUCUACUCUAUCAAGAGAAUGGCUGCUGCUAAGGGCAAAGGCAAAGAGAAGGCGGCGGGGGUGGGCAUCCGGGCUUCUUACUUGAGGGUGGUCGGCAUCCAGGUGGACACUGAGGGCACAGGCCGUGGUGCGACUGGCUCAGUGUCGCCGCAGGAGGAGGAGGAGCUCAGGGCACUGGCCGGUACCCCUGACGUAUACAGUGCUCUGGCUCGCUCUUUGGCUCCCUCAAUCUAUGGUAGUGAGGAUCUGAAGAAGGCCAUUACGUGCCUGCUGUUUGGAGGCUCCAGGAAAAGACUUCCAGACGGACUGACUCGCAGAGGAGAUAUUAACCUGCUGAUGUUGGGAGAUCCCGGAACAGCCAAAUCCCAGCUGCUAAAGUUUGUGGAAAGAUGUUCUCCCAUUGGGGUGUACACCUCUGGUAAAGGCAGCAGUGCAGCCGGUCUGACUGCCUCUGUCCUCAGGGAUCCAAACACUAGAGGCUUCAUCAUGGAGGGAGGGGCCAUGGUGCUGGCGGAUGGAGGAGUGGUCUGCAUCGAUGAGUUUGACAAGAUGAGAGAAGAUGAUAGGGUAGCUAUCCAUGAAGCCAUGGAGCAACAGACCAUCUCAAUUGCCAAGGCCGGCAUCACUACCACUUUGAACUCUCGCUGCUCUGUGCUUGCUGCUGCUAACUCGGUCUUUGGACGAUGGGAUGACACCAAAGGAGAGGACAACAUUGACUUUAUGCCCACCAUCUUGUCUCGAUUUGACAUGAUCUUCAUCAUCAAAGAUCAUCAUGACCAACAAAGAGACAUGACCCUGGCUCGUCAUGUGAUGAACGUCCACCUGAGUGCUCUGACACAGACAGAGGGAGUGGAGGGAGAGGUCCCACUGGCCACGUUUAAGAAGUACAUCGCUUAUGCCAGAGUAAAAUGUGGCCCUCGGCUUUCUGCUGCUGCGGCAGAGAAGUUGAAGAAUCGUUAUAUUGUGAUGAGGAGUGGAGCAAGAGAACAUGAACGAGAGAGUGACAAAAAACCCUCAAUCCCAAUCACUGUUCGGCAGCUGGAGGCUGUUGUCCGGAUCGCAGAGUCCCUCGCCAAGAUGAAGCUGCAGGCGGUGGCCGGAGAAGAGGAGGUGGACGAGGCCUUAAGACUGUUCCAAGUCUCCACUCUGGAUGCUGCUCUGUCAGGGAGCCUCUCUGGUGUGGAGGGCUUCACUAGUCAGGAAGACCAGGAGAUGUUGUCUCGUAUAGAGAAGCAGCUCAAGAGACGUUUUGCUAUUGGCUCGCAGGUUUCUGAGCACAGCAUUGUACAGGACUUUACCAAACAGAAAUAUCCAGAGCACGCCAUCUAUAAAGUGUUGCACCUGAUGCUGAGGAGAGGAGAGAUGCAGCACCGUAUGCAGAGGAAGGUGCUCUACAGAGUCAAGUAG
Messenger RNA from Knipowitschia caucasica, 2214 nucleotides. The record is from the annotation of a GenBank genome assembly. NCBI's taxonomy places the organism in Eukaryota, Metazoa, Chordata, Actinopteri, Gobiiformes, Gobiidae.